AUGAAAUACACAUCAACAAAGACAGCAUUGUUUUGUCGAAAAGAAUUUCUUCGAAUAGCGGCUCAGAGUCAUGAGAUUCAUGAAAAUGAGCUACAAGGUUACCUUGCUGUCAAUCCAUUCACUAAACCCAUUCACAGGGAUUAUUUCGAGAUCGAUAUGAAUGGAGAGAUCUAUUUGAUGCCUCGAUCAUCAUUUCAAAGAAAAGGACACGUAUUUUAUCCAAUCAAUUACACAAUUCAUUCAAAAAUUUGGCGCUUUGGGAAGAAGAUCGAUUGCUUGAAUUUGGCGGUGAAUCGAUCCACAACUGAUUCACGUCGAAAAAUCGCCCUAAUAGACGUUGAGAAGUUGGCCGAUUUGCGGGAUCUUUUCAUUAAAUAUGGAGCGAUUCCGAUAUUAAUGGAUGGAACAUUAUUGGGUUGGUAUCGUGAAUGCUCGAUCAUUCCCCAUACAAAAGAUGUCGAUAUUGCAAUUUUUGAAGAAGAUUUUCCAUUUAUUUUGGGUGAAACGUUACCGAGUCUCAAUCUAACAUGGCUAUACCGAGAUGCAAUACUUGGAAGGCCAAAUGACAACUACAUUUUAAAAUUGAAAAUCUACGGUCAGACAUCGUUCAUCGUUGACACUUAUGCAAUGUAUUUGGAUGAAAAAGAGAAUGUCAGCUUCACGACAGCUUUUGAUUCCGCGGAUUUUGCGAAACUGAAAACAACGUAUCCAAGAUUAGACACAUUGUGUGCUGUUGAUCUGUUGAAUCACAUCUUUCACGCUCCAUGUAACACUAUUGAUUAUCUUCUGGUAGAGUUCGGCUCAAAUUGGACAGACGAUCGACCAUCGAAUAAAUAUCACUGGAGAAAUGCUCCAUUGAACACGAAGACUUAUGGAUAUUUCAACAAAUCCGAGAAAUCAGAGAUCAUGCGAAUCUUCAACGAGUACCCAAGGCAAAGAAAAUAUAAAAGAAAUAAACCAGUAACGGAGGUAAAAUUCAAAUUUCCUGGA
Mesorhabditis belari is the source of this 990-nucleotide messenger RNA. Lineage: Eukaryota; Metazoa; Nematoda; Chromadorea; Rhabditida; Rhabditidae. The record is from the annotation of a GenBank genome assembly.